CUAGCCUUGGUUGUGGUUGGUGGUGGUGGUGGUCAGUUGUGGAACACGCGCGCGCACACACACACGGGUGCCAGGCUAGGUUGACCGGGACGCCUGCGAACGACGCUGGCGACGUCAUUGCUCAUGCAGCCCGCGCUUCCACUGCGGGAAGGCGCCGUCAGGGCUCUGUGAGGAGGAGGAGAAGUAGAAGCAGGAGGAGUAAGGAUGGGGAGUCAGUGGGCAGGCUAUGCUUGUCUGUAGCCCCCCCCUCCCCACCCCCAGCGUGCUAUUGUCGUGACCCCCUCGCUCGCUUUUCUCGAAGCCAUUGGUGCUGUCGCCAAGGGCGUAGGAGUAGUGGCAGGGGGUCCCCCCACCCCGGGCUCGCUCAGCCACCGCAGGUCGGGGUCCGGGCCCCCUUGAGCCGACUCGGGGCUGGUUGACCGGCGAGACGUGGGAGGAGUGCGUCUCUUGGUCGGGUUACUGCAGCAUGAGCGGUGACUUCAUCACCACCAGAAGCAGCAGCAGCAGCAGCUACACAAUCAACACAUCGUCGUCAUCGACAGCAGCUACAGCAAGGGAUUGCAGCAGCAGCAGGUAACACGGCGUCAUCAUCGGUAGCAGCAACAGCAGGGACUACAACAGGAACAGCAGCUGUAGAAGCAGCAAAAACAGGCAAAACGGCUUCUGCUGCAGCAACCAGCAGCAGCACACGCGACCGCUACAUCAGUGACGGAUGUAGCAGGCGCAUCACAUAAAACCAGCCGUAGCUACAUCUUCAUCAUCAUUUGCAGCAGCUAAACAACAUCAUCAUCAGCAGCAGCAGCUAUAGCAGCAGCUACAGCAUCAUCAGUGGAGCGGAGCGUGCUGCUUGCAUCUUCGUGCCGCAGCGCCGACUCGCUCAUCACGAGUGUCUCCCUCGCCACUGACGGCGUCCGUGUAAGGUCCCGUGGGGUCGAGCGCGAGUCUCCACACGCACGCGGAGCGGGUAUGAUCGCGGCCCCGGCUCCACUUGAGGGCAGCUCCUCCUCCACCCGGGGAUGUAGCCGCCGCGCGACCGUCGAGAUCACUGCGGACACCAUCACACCAUCGCCGCCGCCCCUCGCGCAACCGCUCCAGAGCCUGAAGCGACGGCGCUGAAGCCGAGGAGCCGAUCGGCCCUCCACCAACCGACCCAAUCCCUGACCUUCUGAGGUCGCCCACCAGCCGUGGCUCGAACCAAAGUCACACCUCGUUCGCCUCCUCCUCCUCCUCGCUCUCCGCCCCGUCGUCCCUCUCGGGCGGAGGCCAUGGCGCACCUCCAGGCGGGCCUGAGGCCCGAGACGCUGGAGAAGGCGCGACUGGAGCUCAACGAGACCCCCGAGAGCGUCCACCAGGCCAUCCAGGAGGUGCGCGACCUCAUCAUCACGAGGCCCGACGUGGGCUUCCUGCGCACGGACGACGCGUUCAUCCUGCGCUUUCUGCGGGCGCGCAAGUCGCAGCCGGCGGCCGCGUUCCGCCUGCUCGCGCAGUACUUCGAGUUCCGGCAGCAGAACUUGGAGAUGUUCAAGAACUUCAAGGCGACGGACCACGGCAUCAAGCAGGCGCUCCGCGACGGCUUCCCCGGCGUUCUCACCGAGCCCGAUCACUACGGCCGCAAGGUCCUGGUGCUGUUCGCGGCCAACUGGGACCAGAGCAGGUACACGUUCGUGGACAUCCUGCGCGCCAUCCUGCUGUCCCUGGAGACGAUGAUCGAGGACGCAGAGUGCCAGGUCAACGGCUUCGUGCUCAUCAUCGACUGGAGCAACUUCUCCUUCAAGCAGGCCUCCAAGCUGAGCCCCAGCAUGCUGCGGCUGGCCAUCGAGGGCCUGCAGGACAGCUUCCCCGCGCGGUUCGGCGGCGUGCACUUUGUGAACCAGCCGUGGUACAUCCACGCCCUCUACACCAUGAUCCGCCCGUUCCUCAAGGACAAGACAAGGAAGCGGAUAUUCCUCCACGGCAACAACCUGACGAGCCUGCACCAGCUGCUGCACCCCGAGAUGCUGCCCUCGGAGUUCGGGGGGCUGCUGCCCCCCUACGACAUGGGCACGUGGGCGCGCACACUGCUGGGCCCCGACUACGACGACGACACGGAGGGGCGGCACGGCGGCGGGGGUGGCGGCUUCUUCGACGGGAGGCGCGCUUCCGAGAGGAUGGGGGGCCCCGUGACGGGGGCGCUGGGAGACGGGGAGGGGGGCCUCGACGGGUCCCCCCGCAACAACAUCCGCAGAUCGCAGUCGGCCGUGGAGCCGGGCGUGCUGAAGCGCAGCGCCGACGGCGAGGAGGAGAACAUGCAGCCGCUGCUGUCGCUCGACUAGACGUGGCGCCACGCCGCAGCAUUGCCGCCGCCGCCGCCAGCGCGCAGCGGGUGCUUCAGCGUCUCCGAACUCGCGGGGCCUCGCGCCGAGACUUGCGGCACUGCCACCCCACGGCACGCCGCGUGACGCGUCCGUGCCACGCCGCUCCACAUCCCGCCAGAACCGCACCCUCGCCACGCUGCUACGCUGGAUCACAGGCGGGGGGGGGCUUCAUUUCUCACCGAAUAUUUGUGUUACCGGGUCGCCGGUUGCCCGGAAUAGGCGGCGCCGUGACUCACAGCAGCCGCGGCCGUAGGAAGAUGGGUUACGCCGGGCAAGGGAGCCGUCACCCACCGGAGGCAGCUCCGACACCGCGGGGCAACGUGGCGGCGCCAUGGCAACCACUCGGAGCACGGCCCCAGCUCAGACUCCGUUUUCGAUCGCGAUCAGGAAUUCUCCUCAGGUUUGCCGGGUCUGUCCGCCGCGUCCGUCCGUCCGUUCGUCCACCGCAAAUGCGUCCAGAACAUUGUCUGUGUAAACAAUCUAUUUGAGUGCACGGCCGUUGGGAGUUACUGUCAGCAAGUUUUUUUUUUUAAAGAUAAAUUCACAUUGGCUUCGGUUUUGGGGAUUUGCCGUGCUUACGAGUGACGUUGGCGAGGUUUUGUGCUGUUCUGCCGGUCAAACCGAUUACGGAAGAAAUGUUUACUCCGUGGUGUUACGAACAGCAAACAUGAUCUGGCCCAGGGACUCCGCGGGAGGCGUAACGGUGCAUCUAUUCGACAAUUGAUAUCCUUAGCUCACGAUAUCAUCAAUAGAAAGCGAUUCUCAUUUGCAUCGCGAUUGAGCUAUCACACUCAUGUAAUGAGAUGAAGUAUCCAUUCAGAUUUCUCGUUGGGCAGUGCAAGAGAAAAGCCCACGGAAGCGAACAUCAGAGCUUCCACUCUGAAUAUGAGAGUAAUUUUCUUUGCAUAACAGCCAAAGCAAUUGUUUUAGUGUUCAGUGUUUGAAUGUAGCCAAAUUCAAUGUAGAUUCAAAUGAAAAGUUUUGCGCGGUCAUUGGUGACCGAGCUGAGAAUAUCAACUCACUAAUCUGAGAAUCCGCUUUUAUCACGGGUGGCUGAAACCUCGAUUCGAACCCAGGUCCUCGGCAGUGCGGGGCUCAGCUCUCCGACCUCUGAAGCCAGUCAGCCACCUCGAUUUACAAUAAUUCUUACGCUCACGACAUGUGGACGGCAUCGCACGAGAGUUGACUAUUUUCCAAUUGGUACACGUGGUAUGUAAUGGGUUCACGUGACCUCUGCAGUUAAUAAGCGUCCGCCACAACCACCGCAAUAUAUAAAAAAGAUGACCUCAUGGUGACGCGCCAUGGAAUCGGCAUUUAGAGAGUGAAUCGUUACGCCUCUCAUUUCCAGGGAGAUCGUCGCAAUGUACUCGAUGUGACCACGUCAACACAAGUGUUGCCAGAAGACGUAGGCCCGGUCACUCUGACUCCGCUAUUCCGGUUCAAAUUGACCAACACAUUCAGGUUGUAGACAGUGGCGGUCAGUGUCGUCUCAAACACCAGGUGAUCCUGUAGAGGUGCAACCCUGCAAUUGCUUGCUCACAUCACUGCUGGUGGAUGGGUCUCCACUCGAGGGAGCUCUGUAGUCGCCCUCGUUCGAGAUCACAUAUCUUACGCUGCACAUCAAUUCAGUGUCACGGACGCUAUUAAUUUCAUUUAAAAAGAAAUUUUUUAUGCGUCUUAAAAAGUGCGACGGUGACUCGGGACGCCCGGCACGCGCUCCGAGUUUUUCUUCUUUCGCCACGCUACUGUACUUCACGAGCCACUAAGCCAGAGAACGUCCUUGAAAACAAAUGUUUAGAUGUUAAUUUUUGUCAAUCGCACGAGGGAGGGCAAAACGAACCGCUUGUUACGCGAUGGCCGCAUGCAAUCUCUUCCGUCAGCACGGCCAAUUAACCAAUUAAUUUAUUAUCAGAAUUGAGCGCGGGGGGGGGGCAUAAUUCAGCAUGGGGAGAUUCAGCGUCGAUGGGAUGAGGUCGAGCAGACCGAACAGGUCAACGGCCCCAAGGCCCUGCAUUGACUCACAGCGAGCGGGCGAGCGUUCACGUCUGAACGAAUGGUGCCAAAAAAAACGCCACCAAAAUCAGUUUCUGCUUUUGACCGUAAGUUCCCUGACUUUUGACAACCGCCAGGUCACCUAAAAGCAGAGCUGCCCAGAGUGGUGAAGGGGGAAAAAAAGGGAGGAGGGGGUGGAGGGGGGGCAAUUUGCCCCCAGGCCUCGCACAAAAAGAGGCCCCCACAGCGGGCCUGCUUUAGUCGCUCAUGAACAAUGAGGCCCCACGUGGCAUUAUUCUGCCCCCGGGCCUCCAACCCCAGGCUCCAACCCCGGGCGGCCCUGCCUAAAAGAGCAAAGUUUACAGAGAGAAUUAAGCGUCGCUUUUCAGCAGACUCCCGUUGCGUACAGAUAUAUAUUUAAAAUAAGAAAAACAGUAUUCAUUUAUAAUGCAGGAAUAACACAAAUGUACAAUGCGUGCAUGCCUCACAGCAGUAUUUCCGUUCACCUUGUUUUCAAAGCAUUGCUUGGCAAAUUCUGUACCUACGGCAAUUUUGUAAAUACGCCCUAAGAGAUGCAGAUCACACACAAGUGUUAGUCUUAUUUUUUUAACAAUCUCAUGCACCAUAAUGCCAUAUAUAUUAUCAUCAUCUUCAGAGAUUAAUUAUUAGUAUAUGCACCAACUCACAAGCAACACGUCCUAUAUAUAUAAAUAUAUUUAAGUAUGACCAGGGCUUCAUUUUAACUUUUUUCCAGGUUGCUGGUAGACUGAAAUAGUCACGUGACCCGUAGUCACAGCAACAGCGAGAGGUACACUGGAUGUGGUGUGCCGGAUACUGACAUAUUUUCUAGGGUCGCCGAUCUGGACAAACCCGUCUGAAACUAAGCCCCGAGUAUCAACGUUGGCCCAACAGUUCCUACCGCGAUCCAACGUUGGCUGAACAGUUACAACCGCAAUGCCAACUUAACUCAACUUUGGCCCAACGGUUCCAAACCACAAUUCAACGUUGGCCCAACGUUCGCUACGUUUAUUGCGUCGACACUUUCAGAUCAAGGAAAGUAAUUUAUCAUGUAUUUUGGCAGGUAGGCGGAAGGAUAACGAAUUAGUCCUGGGAUAGCCAAUCGGUCUGAGGGCGCGGAGGGAACACAGCGUAACACUUUAGCACUCAACGGGUACCAUUGCACGCAGGCGCUACUGAGCCCGUACGUCCCGACCGCCGGGCUGGUGAUUGAUGGUGCCGUCUCAGCCUACGAAUGGGAAUUCCCACGCAGCCUCGCGAGCCGCUCGUAAAUUUGAAUAAAGAAUCAGCUCUGACCGAGAGGUGGUGGGGAGAGAGGGCGGUGUUCGAGCACCGGACGCCCGGAUAUACGUCCAAACGACGUUGUGAAAUACAAGAGACGGGAAUUCUUUCCCGGCACGCGAGUGCACAGGCACACGCAUGCAGCCACACACACGUCCAAGCGCACAAAGACGAAGAUCCUCUAGAAAGCCUUUACAGACUAUUGGGGCAAGUGCCGUUCGCGAGCACCUAUGAAGGCCAGGAUGGCACACGAGAGGCUGGGUGGCCAGCACCACACGUGUGUCCUCAAUGGCGAUGUUUACACAUUAUACCAGGUAUUAAUUUGAUGCUAAGUCGACCUAGGGGAGACCCAGAACCGGUUCAGACAAGCGUCACUGGUGUUGGCCGUGAGACAAAAAUCAAACUGGGGUCGCCGGGUUCGUAGCGCGGCGCGCUAACCACUACACGACAAAUACACACAUGCAAGCAUAUGCACUUACAAAUGCACACAUAAAUGCACAGACGUUACGUACACAUAGAGACGCAUCAAGCUCCUUCCGGGUGAAUUCUAAAUUCUGGAGAUGCUGUGCCACCAGCGUCGUCCGCAAUUGCUUGGAAAUUCAGGGCGAAUCAAAUUCUCGAACCCCGGCUCCAGGCGCUGGAUGUGAAAAUACCAAAUUGAGUUCCUGCCAGAGAGAGCUCAAAGGAACACCGAGUGAUUGCCGUGACGUAGAUCCCCCCCCCCCCCCCCCCCCCCCCGUGUGUUGUAGCUAGAUGCAGACCUACAUCGAUACACUUCUCAGUGAGCGGGGGGGCAAAAUAUUUUAUCUGGUGAAUAUCAACAAAAUAUCAAUAAUUGGGGUCUCUAGGGGAGAUGGGGGGGGGGAAGUUGUCAUUGCCCCCAUCUCCCCCCUCCACCACCGAUCUGCCAGUGUUUGUAGCAGCAGUCAAGAUAGCAGACACCGCGAUCAAAACCAUCUCAGAGAUCCACAUAUUCCCAACCAACGCUGUAGAGAGGCAGGUGCCGAAACACCCCAAGCAGCGUAGCAAAAUAAAACGUGCGCCGCCAUGCGGUGCAGUCUGUUCCCCAGGAACGCCGCGUGUUUUUGGAUGAAUGUAUUCGAAAACGCGUUUUUUUUUUAUAACGCCGAUGCCAAUUGGAUAUAACGCGAUCGAGAGAACGGGACUGCGUCGCGCGAGUAGGAAUUAUCGGUCGUACGCCUGCCUCUGCGUAGCAACAUCGCACGAGGCACUGGGAUGCUGCUGGAUGCUUCCAGAUGCUCCCCACGCGCCUCGGUCUUUGUCCAGCCUGCGCACGCGUCUCACGCGUUAUCGCGGACUGGUGCUUGACCCCCAUGUUCAGUAUUAUUUAUUAGAACGCGAUUUUCCAUAACGCGGUGUUCUUCGGGAACGCAACAACGACCGCGUUUUAGGAGAACGGACUACAGAGGCAUCGCCAACUGCUGUACCGCGUGACACGAGCGCAGAUUCUGACGUCCACCAGCAGGGCACACGGGGUCACUCGCGGCAAGAGCUAUCCGACAUCUCAGUUGUGUUUCGAUUUAAAGCUUUCUUGACUGCAGGGAUUCAUCUUCUUGGUUCUUUCGGUAAAGUCACGUAGAAG
Molecule: messenger RNA, 7248 nt
Organism: Lethenteron reissneri (Far Eastern brook lamprey)
Lineage: Eukaryota; Metazoa; Chordata; Hyperoartia; Petromyzontiformes; Petromyzontidae
Product: clavesin-2-like
Biological process (GO): lysosome organization
Cellular component (GO): trans-Golgi network; clathrin-coated vesicle; membrane
Molecular function (GO): phosphatidylinositol bisphosphate binding
Source: RefSeq, a predicted model, not a curated record